ACUCGUACGUUUCCAUUUUGUGAGCGCUGUGAAAACCGGACACCAGCGUCCCGUCGUCCCUGUUGAAAAGGCCGAAGAUCGACAAAAAGUAGUCACAGUUAGCCGACGAACCGCUCGCUAACCAAGUUAUUAUCCGAAAGGAAAGCAAAUCUUAUCGUAUGUCCACUAUCCAGAACCUCCAAUCUUUUGACCCCUUUGCUGAUGCAAGUAAGGGUGAUGACCGCCUCCCAGCCGGGACAGAGGACUACAUCCACAUAAGAAUCCAACAGAGGAACGGCAGGAAGACCCUCACCACUGUCCAGGGCAUCUCCGCCGACUAUGACAAGAAGAAGCUAGUCAAGGCCUUCAAGAAGAAGUUUGCCUGCAAUGGGACAGUGAUUGAGCACCCAGAGUAUGGUGAAGUGAUCCAGCUGCAGGGAGACCAGCGCAAGAAUAUCUGCCAGCUCCUCACUGAGGUCGGUUUGGCCAAGGAGGAGCAGCUCAAAGUCCACGGCUUCUAAAAGCUGUUUGCAGCCCUCUCCCCCCAUCUCUCCUGGAAGGCCAUUAAACCCCCCCCCUUCCCUCCUCUGUCCCGACCCCUCCCCCCUUCAUCCUAUGUGCUGCUGUUGCUCUUCCUCCCCCCUCUCCCCCUCCACCAGCUCCUCUUAGCUAAACACGUGAAUUACCUCUGACAAGCAUGGGACUCUGUAACACUUCGGCCCCCCCGCAGCACCGACACCGCCACCAGGGGGCGGCGGCCUCGCUUCGGCAAAGCCCACACGCCACUGCAGCGUCACACGACAUCAGGGACGAGUGGUGAUGACGACGGACCCCCCCCUCCCCCACACACACUCGACGCUUCCUGUUCCCCCAUGUUUAUUUCCUUUUUAAAUUUUUUUUUUCUUUUUAGGUCUCGUGCCACGAUGAGGAAGGCACCGUUUCAUGUAACGUUUUUUGUUUUGUACUUCAAGGUGUUUCAAUAAAACGAUGAGUCUCCAUAUGUUGGAGUGGAGUGGUUGUCAUGGGGGGGUGUCACGGGGGUUUUAACGUCCAUGUCCAUCCUGGUCUCAGGUCCCAGAGCCGUAGAUUUGAACAUGAAUCCAUUUGUCAGACCAGUCGCGUUCAUCCAUGGUUCAUCUUUUUUGGUUGGAUGGAGUAAAUCUGGGUCGUUUUCUAUGUAACCACAUGACAAAACGACCUGGUGACGCCAACGCUCUGACCUUUAAUACGAUCCAACAGUAACAUCAGCCUUUUUUUUUUUUGUUUGUUUUUUAUUUACUCAACUUUCCUGCUCUGGCACUUUACCCACACUCCCUAAACCUGCAUCAUCACGGACACUUGAAUCUAAUAAUUUGUUUUUAUUAAUGCAAUAAUUCUAAACAGGAGUGGAGGUGCAGGAAUGCUGGCGUGUCCUCAGUACAGUUUUUCUUCAACCUUUAAAGCCAUGGCGAGGCCACACUGUGCUUCUGUGAGUGAACACAAUGACGAGCAAAGUCUGUUUGGAAAAAGUCCAUAUGUGGGUGAAUAAAGUUUCUGCAGUUGA
Messenger RNA from Sphaeramia orbicularis (orbiculate cardinalfish), 1522 nucleotides. Its product is annotated as eukaryotic translation initiation factor 1b. The record is from RefSeq and is a predicted model, not a curated record. Gene Ontology annotation, biological process: translational initiation. The coding region runs from base 159 to 500 and encodes 113 amino acids. Lineage: Eukaryota; Metazoa; Chordata; Actinopteri; Kurtiformes; Apogonidae. Gene Ontology annotation, molecular function: translation initiation factor activity. The transcript has 4 exons.